AUAUUCUUCGGAGGUUUAACAAAUAGGGGUUUAAGAGCAGCCAUGGAAGACAAUUCCUCUACUGCAAACCCAAACCCUAGCCAACCGAUCGCAAUGUCUCCGUCAAAAUCCGUACAAAGUGAGGCCAAUCCAGAACCGGAAACCCCAGAACCCCACGCCCCAAUCAGAGAAUCCUCAGAUCCUCUGCCAGAGAAGAGCGAUCAAGAAUCCCAAGAGGAAAUUCCAAAAGAAGGGGAGGAAGAAGAAGAGGAGGAGGAAGGAGAAUGCGGGUUUUGCUUGUUCAUGAAGGGGGGAGGAUGUAGAGACCCCUUUAGCGAGUGGGAGAAAUGCGUGGAAGAAGGCGAGAAGAACAAUGAAGACAUUGUUGAAAAAUGCUUCGAGGUCACCUCUGCUCUGAAGAAGUGUAUGGAGGCGCAUUCGGGUUACUAUGACCCAAUUUUGCAGGCGGAGAAGGCGGCCGAGGCCGAGGCCCUGAAGGAAUUGGAGAUGGAGAAGGAGAAAGUGAACGAAAGCAACUCUGAAUCAGGAUCGACAAAAUCGUUUGAGUUUGGAUGGUUGAAUUUCAUCUAUUAUUUAUAUUGAAAAAAAUUUUAAAAUUCCAAACUUUUAAAGUUAAUAAAAGUAUUUAAAAG
Molecule: messenger RNA, 632 nt
Organism: Ipomoea triloba (trilobed morning glory)
Lineage: Eukaryota; Viridiplantae; Streptophyta; Magnoliopsida; Solanales; Convolvulaceae
Exons: 1
Coding region: 43-582 (179 amino acids)
Source: RefSeq, a predicted model, not a curated record